AUGGUUGGAAGCAAUGGAAACCAUGCGGAUGGAGGCUGGAACUCUGGGGGUUCUCGAGGGAAAGAGGAGGAUCGACGGAGGGCUGGCGUUGCUGCUGCCUUUGGUCGCGCUGUUGUUGGCGAGAGCGUGGAAAAGUGUUGGGGGGUGGUGGCCAUGCCCGUCUACUGUGGUUUCGUCGAUUCAUCUGUUCCUCUCAAAUCAAUGCUUUCAUGA
This is a messenger RNA of Linum trigynum, 213 nucleotides long. Lineage: Eukaryota; Viridiplantae; Streptophyta; Magnoliopsida; Malpighiales; Linaceae. The record is from the annotation of a GenBank genome assembly.